AUGUCUGUCUCUCAUCCGGCCAUCUCUAAGUCGAAGAGUCUCAAUCUAUUCGAGAUCGUGGGUCUAGAUUCCGGCAGCGAGGACUUUAACGAUUCCGCUAGCAUAGCACCGGAAGGAUCCCUACCUAGUACUAAAAAAAAUCUAGAAGCGAACCGCCUUAUACUACUAAUUUAUAUUACCUAUAAGCUCGGUAGCUAUAGUAUUACGUCCGAUAAGUUAAAAGACACCGAGCGGAAGUUACCGGACCUAAAGCGCGCCGAGGUAAUCUAUAAGAUCCUUCGGAGAGGUGAAGUCGAUAAAAAUGUGAUCGUUAACACCGUGAAUCUUAACCCUUUUAAGGAUAACGAAGAUAGGUCUAUUAACGUAGUACCCCCCUUUAUUGAAGAACCUAAGCGCCCCGCUGCAGUGUUAGAAAUACUUUCGCAGCGUCCACCAAGCCUGAUCGGCACACUAGGUCUCUAUAUUCCCAUACCCCUAGGAUUAAGACGAACAUUCACCAAGAUAUCACCAGCCCAGCGACCAUCUAAGGGCUUCCUUCUCCCUAAAUAA
This is a messenger RNA of Penicillium paradoxum, 549 nucleotides long. RefSeq lists its product as uncharacterized. The transcript is spliced from 9 exons. The record is from RefSeq and is a predicted model, not a curated record. Lineage: Eukaryota; Fungi; Ascomycota; Eurotiomycetes; Eurotiales; Aspergillaceae. The coding region runs from base 1 to 549 and encodes 182 amino acids.